AUGAAGAGCUACAGCCAAUUUAAUUUAAACGCCGCCGCCCCGCCCGCCAUUGCCUACGAUAGUUCAGUUGUGAAUCCCAACGGUUCGCCGCUCGAUCCUCUCCAGCAACAGCAGCACCAGCAGCAGCAGCAACAACAACCGCAGCGCCAGGACAUGCCGCACUUUGGACUUCCGGGUCCUCAGCCGCCGCCGCCGACGUCGCAGCAGCAGCAGUUGCAAGUGCAUCACCAGCAGCAGCAGCAACAACAACAGCAACACCAGCAGCAGCAACAAAUGCAGAUGUCCUUGCUGCCGGGUCCUUACCGGCCGCACAUCGAGGAGAAGAAGCUCACCCGCGACGCCAUGGAGAAGUACAUGCGCGAGCGCAACGACAUGGUCAUCGUGAUCCUGCAUGCCAAGGUGGCCCAGAAGUCCUACGGCAAUGAGAAGCGCUUCUUCUGUCCACCGCCGUGCAUUUACCUCUUCGGAAGCGGCUGGCGUCGGCGGUACGAAGAGAUGUUGCAGCAGGGCGAAGGCGAACAGGGAGCGCAGCUGUGCGCCUUCAUCGGAAUCGGGAGCAGUGACCAGGACAUGCAGCAGUUGGAUCUCAAUGGCAAGCAGUACUGUGCGGCCAAGACGCUCUUCAUCUCGGACUCGGACAAGCGAAAACACUUCAUGCUGUCGGUGAAAAUGUUCUACGGCAAUGGCCACGACAUUGGGGUGUUCAACUCGAAGCGAAUAAAGGUGAUAUCGAAGCCGUCCAAGAAGAAACAGUCGCUAAAGAAUGCCGACCUGUGCAUAGCCAGCGGCACCAAUGUUGCCCUCUUCAAUCGCCUGCGUUCCCAGACCGUCUCCACCCGCUAUCUGCACGUGGAGAAUGGACACUUCCAUGCCUCGUCGACGCAAUGGGGUGCCUUCACGAUACACCUGUUGGAUGACAACGAGUCCGAGUCGGAGGAGUUCCAGGUGCGCGAUGGCUACAUCCAUUACGGUGCCACGGUCAAGCUGGUGUGCUCCGUGACGGGCAUGGCGCUGCCGCGUCUGAUCAUCCGGAAGGUGGACAAGCAGAUGGCCUUGCUGGAGGCCGACGAUCCUGUCUCGCAACUGCACAAGUGCGCCUUCUACAUGAAGGACACGGACCGAAUGUAUCUGUGCCUCUCGCAGGAGAAGAUCAUCCAGUUCCAGGCCACGCCCUGUCCCAAGGAGCCCAACAAGGAGAUGAUCAACGACGGCGCCUGCUGGACCAUCAUAUCCACGGACAAGGCUGAGUACCAGUUCUACGAGGGCAUGGGUCCUGUGGCUUCUCCAGUUACGCCAGUGCCAAUUGUAAAUUCACUGAAUCUCAAUGGCGGCGGCGAUGUGGCCAUGCUAGAGCUCAGUGGCGACAACUUUACGCCGCAUCUGCAGGUGUGGUUCGGCGAUGUGGAGGCGGAGACCAUGUACCGCUGCACGGAGACGCUGCUUUGCGUGGUGCCUGAGAUUUCCCAGUUCCGCGGCGAAUGGCUUUGGGUGCGACAACCCACACAGGUGCCCAUUUCGCUGGUGCGCAAUGAUGGCAUUAUUUAUGCCACAGGUCUGACCUUCACAUAUACUCCUGAGCCGGGUCCGCGGCCACAUUGCAACACCCAGGCCGAGGAUGUGAUGCGGACGCGACAGAACAACAAUAAUAACAACAUCACUAGCAUUAGCAACAACAACAACAGCAACAAUGCGGGAUCCCCGGCCGGCGGCAGUAUGCAACAACAACAGCCACAGCAGCAGCAGCAUCAGGCGCUGCCCUCCAUCUCAGAAGUGCAAUGGAAUAGUCAUGGUAGCGGCUUGUCCUGAGUGCAGGAUUAUUGCAUCGCACACAUAUGUAUCCUAAGUUAUUUAUAGUUUUUAUUGGAGACCUUAGUUUGUAGAUUGACAAUUUUUCUCAUACUAAUUUUCCACCUCUCAUGACGUGAACCAAAAUGUGUGCCCCCUCCUCUCUAAAGUGAAUCAUCCUUUAUACAUGUAUUUAGUGCUAGUUUGGAACCAAUAGAUUUGUAAA
Messenger RNA from Drosophila subpulchrella, 2011 nucleotides. It is a transcript of the gene Su(H), whose product is annotated as suppressor of hairless protein. Gene Ontology annotation, cellular component: nucleus. Gene Ontology annotation, molecular function: RNA polymerase II cis-regulatory region sequence-specific DNA binding; DNA-binding transcription activator activity, RNA polymerase II-specific. The transcript has 4 exons. Lineage: Eukaryota; Metazoa; Arthropoda; Insecta; Diptera; Drosophilidae. The record is from RefSeq and is a predicted model, not a curated record. Bases 1 to 1806 code for a protein of 601 amino acids. Gene Ontology annotation, biological process: regulation of transcription by RNA polymerase II.